GAAUCUAAUUUAAAUCAAAAUAUAUAAAAUCAUUUUUGUAUUACUUUGCGAUGAACGAUGAUGAUUCAAUUAAAUCGAACACAAUAAAUGUCUCGGAGAGAUUGGAAAAUUCUGUAAACACAGAUAUAAUUCCGGAUAUACCACAAGAUAUAAUAUUCCCAAACGAAUUGAAUCACUACUUAAGGGAGCAAUUAAGGGUUAAUAUUUUCAAAAAAUUGAUAAUAGUUGUUACAAAGAAAUGUUAUUUUUAGUUUUACGUACAGAAAAAUGGUUUAUUACAACAAAAUCUCGAAGAUCUCGAAAUUAGAUACAGUCAAAGUAAAGAAAAUUUGGAAAAAUUAGUAGAAAAACUUAAUAAUUAUGAAAAAGUUGCCGAUAAAACGAAAUUUGCUAAUUCGUCUCAAGUAGCUACGUAUAAAAUAGUAGAAUUAAGUAAAAAAUUGAGGGAGAAAAAUUCCGAAAUGGAAUCCCUAAAGACUAAAUUUUCUAAAAUGGAAAAAUAUGCUUUCGAUUUAAAACAACAAUUAGAAAAUGAGUAUCCAGUACAAGUAAAAGAAAUAGCAAAUCAUGAAACGUCCCCCGGCACGACAUCGGACGAAGAAAUAAAGAAACUGAACGAAAAAAUAACAACUCUCACGAAUAAAUUAGCAGAAUCUAAUAAUUCGAAUUUGCAACUAAAGAACGAAAUUAAAUUAGCCAAAAAGAUUGUUCAACAAGAAACUGGUGAUAAUUUUGAAAAUUUGCAAAGUUUAAAUAACUCAAAUGGUUGGAGGGGUCGCGCGCAAACAAUUAUAGAUCUUCAACAAAAAAACGCAGAGUUAAAAGAAAAAUUAAAAGUUGCUCAAGCUAACAAUCCGGUAGAAGUGAUGCCAAAUCUCCCCAAUAAAUCCGAGAAUCUAUUAAUUGCUUUAACAAAAGAACACGAUGAAUUGAAAUUAAAAUACGAAGAAAUAAAAAAGAAACACGACGUCUUAAAAGCCAGACAUAAGGUGAUCGAUAUUGAUUACACAUUGCUAAAAUCUAAAUCGGCAAUGCUUAAAGAACAAGCUACUAGAGACCAAGAAAUUAUAACUUCACUUUUGGGACAACUAAAUACUUCGAAAGAAAUGAAAAAUGAUUUAGUUUCACAAAAGGAACGUACUAUAACAAAACUUCAAACUGAGAAAAAAAUACUGUUGCAAGAAAUAGAAGAAUAUAAAUCCGUGAUUAAACAACAUCAAGAUAAACUUAAAGAAAAGGAAAAUAAAAUUUCUGAGCAAACUAUCAAUGAUAAGGUACCUGUGUGUGACGAAAAACUUUUAGAAUUUAUUCAACAGUGUAAUCAAAAAUUGAAAGCCGAAAGAGAAGCUCACGCCAAAACUCAAAAUUUAUUGAAAAUAGAAAAACAAAAAGUAGUGAAAGGUGAAGCAGCUCUAGCGAGAUUGGAACUCGAAGUAUCUACUAGAUCUACCUACAGUUCAACUAGUACGCUGAGAGCUUUGGAUACUAGCUUGAAGGAUAAAUUAGAAUUGGCAGAAGAGCAGAUAAAAGCGUUACAAACUAGAUUGGAGAUUGAACAAAUGGAAAGAAAGAAUGAUUUACAACAAUUUGGACAAAUUUUGAAAAGUUACGAAACCAAAAAUACCACUUCGGAAUAAUUUCUUGAAUAUAAUUUUUUUCUCUUUUAAAAACUAAGUAAACCUUGUGAAAAUAAAGUCAUUUUUUGUGUUUUUGUUUUUAUUUCUAUACAUUUACAGCCUACUUUUGGAGGAGUCUGCGUAUUUUGAAAGCAGAACUAUUAGAUGUAGUCUUGUACAAAAUAUCUUUCAGGUAUAGGUGGUGCAAAAUGACCGUAAAGCCUUUAUAUGAUUUAUUUUAUAGGUUAUUUUCUAUAGUAGGAUGUACUUUUGGAGCUUUGUGCCUUUUAAGACCUCUAAACAGCUUUCUUUGAAUAAUCAUUGUGUUACGUUUUAAAGAAAUUGUCUAAAACCAAUUCCCUUCCUCAAAGGGUACCUUCGAACGAUCCAGGGGUAGUUUUUGUCAAGGUUCAGAAGAACUGAUCGAAACUCUUCCUCUUAUGAUACCCUGGACUCUUCACGAAUAAUUUUGGGUGAGGGGUUUGUGCUUAUGGAGACUUUUAAUCAGCUUAUUUCGAACUAUCAUUUCAGAAAAACUGACCGAAACCAAUUUUCCCUUCUUCCCAGGAUACCUUCGGACGUUCCAGGGGUAGUUUUCGCCAAUUUUCAGAAAAAUUGGACGAAACUCUUCCUCUUAUAAUACCCUGUACACUGCAGGGUCAGUUUGGGAAGGGGGUUGUGCAUAUUGAGGCUUUUAAUCAGCUUAUUUUGAACUAACAUUGAUCGAAACCCAAUUUCCAUAAAAAUUGUGGGGGGCAGAGUACUGAGUCACCAACUUUGUACAUAUUCAACACACUUUUUAAUUAAUUUGAUUAAUAAAACAAAAUUAAUUAUCAAUACUUUUAUUUAACACAUUAUAAUAACUAUGAUUCACAAAAUUAAAGCAUUUAAAGGGGGGUAUUUUAAUAGAAAUUUAGUAAAUGUUAAACGAAAUUUAUUGGAAAUAAUGAAAAUGGUGAUGUACAUAAUGAAAAUUGAAAAAUUUAGUAUGUAUUUCCCGAAUAGCAUGCACCGAACUAUGUUUAUUAGUUUUAUCCAAUUUCCGGAUGGAAAUAAUCCCAUUUCUGAUUCAAUUAAUUUUAUCCGGGAAUGUAAUCAUCGAAAAAUGAAGAAAAGACCAAAUUUUAUUAAUAAAAGAAAGCACCGAGUUUUUAAUGAGAAAAAUUUUUUUAACUAUCCUAUAUAUUAUUGUAAAAGACAUUUUUUUCUAUAUUAAUUUAUAUUUUUUUUUUUUAAAUAAAAGAAACAUUAGUUUUGG
Molecule: messenger RNA, 2874 nt
Organism: Diorhabda sublineata
Lineage: Eukaryota; Metazoa; Arthropoda; Insecta; Coleoptera; Chrysomelidae
Product: centrosomal protein of 290 kDa-like
Exons: 5
Coding region: 462-1637 (391 amino acids)
Biological process (GO): cytoplasmic microtubule organization; non-motile cilium assembly
Cellular component (GO): centriolar satellite
Source: RefSeq, a predicted model, not a curated record